Messenger RNA from Penaeus monodon (black tiger shrimp), 1196 nucleotides. Its product is annotated as uroporphyrinogen-III synthase-like. Lineage: Eukaryota; Metazoa; Arthropoda; Malacostraca; Decapoda; Penaeidae. Bases 174 to 932 code for a protein of 252 amino acids. Gene Ontology annotation, molecular function: uroporphyrinogen-III synthase activity. The record is from RefSeq and is a predicted model, not a curated record. The transcript has 2 exons. Gene Ontology annotation, biological process: uroporphyrinogen III biosynthetic process.
GGAGGCGGGAAGAGGCAAGGAGGAGGGCAUACGGGGCAAGGGCAGAUAUUGAUCAGCUGAUUCCCUCCAGCAGCCGACGCAGCAGGACGCAGCUCGUUUCCAGGACGAACGUUGCGGGUCAUCGCUCAUUUUCCCUAGAUUUGGCACUGUCGUUGCAGGAUAUAUUAAGAAACAUGAGUACAGUCUGGCUGUUGAAGUCAUCUGACUCAGAUGAUGAUAGAUAUACAGAUGCACUGUCAAAAGCAGGCUUUGUGACAGUACACGUACCCACUUUAAGUUUCAAAUUCACCAACCAUGGACCCUUGAAGAAUGCCUUGCAACAACCUGAGAACCACAGUGGCAUAAUUUUUACAAGUAAAAGGGCCGUGGAGGCUGUCACUGAGAUUUACAAACAUCUUAGUGUGGACUGCCAUCAUUCCUGGAGUGAGAAGAAAAUAUUUGUUAUUGGAGAAGCCACAGGAAGAGCUGUUCAGCAGUACUUGAAACUCAAUCACAUUGGCCAGGAAUCAGGCAAUGCACUGCAGCUUGCCCCCAUCAUUGUGAGAGAGGUUGUUGCAUUUGACAAGCCUCUCUUGUAUCCUUGUGGGAACUUAGGGAGGGAUGAGCUACCCAAGCUUCUGGCUCAGGAAGACCGGGACUUCCGAGCGCUCACAGUUUACGAAACUCAGGAACAUCCUCAGCUCAAGGAUGCUGUCUCGAAGCACCAUUCCACAGGGAAAAUGCCUUCAUAUUUAGUGUUCUUUAGUCCAUCUGGAGUGAAGUUUGUUUUGCCAAAGCUGAAGUCUGUGGGGAUGUCUUUAACUGGUGUUAAAGUUAUUGCAAUAGGACCUGCAACCAAUGCUGCCCUUGUGCAAGAGAAUAUACCCGUGCAUGCAGUCUGUUCUUCACCAUCUCCUGAAGGUCUUUUGCAUACUCUGAAAAGUCCUUUAUAGAUUCUGAAGUACAAUGGAAUAAAUCUGACAGCUGUGAUUUUGUUGUGCCUUUGCUAUAGGAGCUAUAAUGAUUGUACUUGUUGGAAUAUGAUUUUUAAGGAUUCUGGGCACAGACUUUAGAAUGUUGUGGAUCCCAAAUAGGAUUUUCACUUUUUUUCAUGAAUACAUUUUAAAAAUAUAGUAAUGUUCCUAACCUGAAGAAAUAUAUGCAAUAUAUAUUUAAAAGGUAAACAAACUAUUUUGAGGAAAUAAACAUUGAAAAUG